CCUCCUCCUCCUCCCUCGCCCGCAGCCGAGCGUCCCCUCCCCCCACCGUCGGGCUCCUCGGCGGCUACUGCAGAGGAUUCAGAGCCGAGUCGCUGAGGAGGAGGCUCCAGUCUCUGCGCGCCAUCCGCCACCCUACUGGACACGGGCGAGGGAGCGAGAGCGUCGCCGCUGUAGCCUCCAGAGAAGACAAGGGCAUCGCUGCCUCAGCCGCCGCCGCCGCCGCCGUUUUCGCCUGCAGCCGCUCGCCGGAUCCUCAGUCUUCCACAAUGAACCCUGUUUACAGCCCCGUGCAGCCUGGGGCUCCUUAUGGCAACCCUAAGAACAUGGCCUACACGGGUUAUCCCACAGCCUACCCGGCAGCAGCCCCUGCCUACAAUCCCAGCCUGUACCCGACCAAUAGCCCCAGUUAUGCUCCAGAGUUUCAGUUCCUGCAUUCAGCUUAUGCAACUCUGCUGAUGAAACAGGCCUGGCCACAGAAUUCGUCUUCCUGUGGCGCCGAAGGCACCUUCCACCUCCCAGUGGACACCGGGACCGAGAACCGAACUUACCAGGCAUCCUCCGCGGCUUUCAGAUAUACUGCGGGGACACCCUACAAGGUCCCGCCGACCCAGAGCAACGCUGCUCCGCCCCCCUACUCCCCGUCCCCCAACCCCUACCAGACGGCCAUGUAUCCCAUCAGAAGUGCCUACCCCCAGCAGAAUCUGUAUGCCCAGGGAGCCUACUACACACAGCCGGUAUACGCUGCCCAGCCCCACGUCAUCCACCACACCACCGUCGUCCAGCCCAACAGCAUUCCCUCUGCCAUCUACCCGGCGCCCGUGGCGGCCCCCCGGACCAACGGCGUGGCCAUGGGCAUGGUGGCAGGCACCACCAUGGCAAUGUCUGCAGGUACCCUGCUGACUACACCCCAGCACACCGCCAUCGGGGCACACCCUGUCUCCAUGCCGACAUACAGGGCCCAAGGAACCCCUGCGUAUAGCUACGUGCCCCCACACUGGUAAAGCCUGCAGCCCACCCAAGCCUGGAGUCACACAUCGUAUGCAACUACUCAAGUCUUACACCGGUGCUGGAGCAGCUCCCUAGCAGCACCGCCUCUACCCGCAAGAAGAAACAACGGAAGUGCAAGGGUCACUUUAUGCAUCUUUAAUGGUUUUGGUUUUUAUUUUUGGUUUUUGUAAAAGCUGCUUUUUCUAAUCUCCUGCCUCCCCCCGCCCCGACUCGUAGCUGCCGCCCUGCCAGCUCCCCCUCCCCCUGCCUGACCAGGCCGUGUCCUCCUGCUCCUUUUUCCCUCCCAAGUGUCCUGUCCCUGGGGUCCCAGUCUGGUGCCAAGCAGAGUGGAGUUUAUUGCGAUGGUUCAGCCGAAGGCUCGGUUCCACGUGAGCAGCGUGGCAGAUGUGGCCCUCGGCCCAGGGCAGCAGCUCAGAGCUGCUGAGCAGGCCACAUCUCUGGGGGAGCAUUCCUUUUAUGUUUUUUCCUAAGCAGAAUUAGUUCGGGACUUCACUGUGUCCCAACAUAGGGAAUGGAAUGUCUUCCGAGAACCAUCGCAACAGACUAGGGACAAAACCACCUGACUGGGCAGGAGUUACUAGCAGCUUCAUACCCCAGGCUGAAACCUGGUCUUGUCUUUGGGAGAAUUGGGGGUGGGGGUGGGCAGAGAGGGGAGAGGCGCUGCCUGGGCCAGGACCUUCUGAUUUGCACAGUGACGGUAACUGACCUGGCACUUCCUCACGAGGGGACUCUGACCUCAGGCCUGCCAAGCAGCUGCAGCGUGGGGGACCCCAGCUUUCCGAGGUCUUGGGAGGUGGGGGACCCCAGCUUUCCGAGGUCUUGGGAGGCCAGGCACCCUGUGUAGUCCCGACCUCGGCCUCUGAGCCCCCUCCCCCUCCCAAUUCGAGUGGGGGACCUCUGGCACUGCUCUCCCUCUCCUUCUGCCCUUCUCAGUGCCAGGGCUCACUUGGCUGUCUGUGGGGCAGGCAGGCCGGCCAAGCUCUUGGUUACCUUGUGCCAUUCACAGCCAAAGUGAAGGAACCACAUUCCAGGUGGGUGCUGGUGGCUCUGAGGGUCAGGAUAGUGAAGGAAAAGCAAUAGCAAUAAACAUUUCCUAAGACUCAUGGAGCUGAAGGGACCUUAGCAAUCAUCUCAUCCAUCCCCUGUUUGACAGACAGGAGACUCGGGCCCGGAGAAGAAAGGCCUGCCCUGGACCUCGCAGUAGGUUAGCAUUAAAUGCAGCCCUCCCCCCAGUGGCAUGCUGCCUACAACAGUUUACCUGGGGAUGGAUUGGCUUGGUUUUGUGAAAAUUAAGUCAGCAGCACCCAUACCCGGCGAGCUCAGGAGUGGGCUCUGGGCUCCCGUUUCUGCUCUCCUCUCCCAUGGACUUCAAAGGUGGGGGCUGAAGACGGGGCAGAGGCCACACAGGGGCGGGUGGCAGGAGCAGAAAUUGCAAAUGAAGAAAGUCCACUUGGAGAUUCUGUGAAGACAUCUGGAGCUUCCGUCCCGUGCCUGACUCCCCUGCUAGGAGCAGGAGCCGAUGGGCUUGCUGGAAAGGACAGGCCCUCGUCCCAGAGCGGGGAGAGAGUGGGGACUGUCAGGAGCCGCAGCUCACCUGGGUGAAGAGGGACUUCUGGGACACGACGGCCCUCCCUGCCUCAGCCAGGAGCCCAGGCUGCCAGCACCACCCUCCUCCAGGGCCGGGCGGGGCCUGCAGCCCCUCUGGGGCAGGACAGGGACAUUUUACUGUAAAAAUGGGAUCACUGACAACAUUUGGGACUUUUAAAUAAUUAUUUUCAUUUUAAAUUCAUGCAAAUUUGGAUAUAACCCAACCCCUAUCUCCCACAUCUCUCUAGAGGAGAGAAAACAAGGAAAGCCCUGGGCCAGGAGGACCUCAGGCACCACCUGGCCACCCCCAGAAAGGCCCAGCCCCUCAGCACCCGUGGCCAGAGCAGUAGGAGAAAAAGGCGGCCCAGGUGCUGACAGUGGGAUUUGAACACACAGGAAGUUUUCCAGUGUUAACCUGCGCUCUGCGGAUGCCUCCUCCUGCCCUCUUUGGUUUUGUGAAGGAAGGUGAAGGUUGUCCUAGAUUAUGUCAUACAUUUUUAAAUGCCAAAAUAAUAAUAAUAGGAAGCCUUUGCAUUGGUCAGGUUCUUCAGAUUUCAAAGCACUUCACAGCCUUUCAUUUACUGGCCCUGCGAGCGAGACCGGGUCAGAGUUCCUAUAGCCACUUGGUAAACGAGGAAGCAGGUUCUAGCAGGACAGGAAAGCAACCCCAAAUGGGCAGAAUGCUGGUAUUCUGACAGGCUUCCCGCCACCUCCUGCUCCGGGGGUCUGAGGGAGAACUCGAGAGGAGAAACCGCCUCACAGUUCAGAGCAGUUGAACCCCGUCAUCGAGUUUAACCACGUGAAGUGAAGAUAACUCCGCCCGCUUGCUAAUCAGCGACAGAGCCCCUGCACUCCCAGGCUGUCUGCACACGCUCUCCAGCCUGAUCCACGCUCAUUACCAAAGUGUCUGUGCUCUGUACCCCGUCUUAACCCUAGAAUGCAUCUCAAGCUCAGCUGGAGCCCCAGGAUGUAAGUAAGCAAGGGGUUGUGCGAGUCCGUGGUCCUGAGGAACCCGAGCCCAGCAUCCCUGGCCAUCUGGGCGUGUUUGCCCCUUGCUGUUGGUGGAGAUCUGCAAGCCUGGCCAAGCUGGGGGAGUCAGUGCAGAGGAACCAAGCCCAGCAGAUCUGGGGCAGGGCGGGCCCUUCACAAAGUCUCAUCUGAUGGGAGCACUGUGGGUAGCAUCCAGGGGUCAUGCCGGGCAGGACGUCAGAGCUGGAAGGGCCUUCUCACCAUAGGAGCGUGGGCAGGCAACAUGGGACAGGGGCUGUGCUCACCUGACAGCUGCAGCACUGGCCACGUGCAAGCCCGCAGCACAUCCCACACCACUGCCCUCCCAUGGGCUACAGCACCUUGGUGGUCAGGGUCAGCCACCACCAGCCCUCUGGGCCUCUCCCACUGCUACCUUGACCCCCCUCUCCUCACCAGCCAGGGGCCAGGAAGUUCAGGUCUGGCAGCUGGAUCGCCUCAACUAGUGAAAGCCUGAACCAGAAUCUUUUGCCAAUUUUAUUUAAAUACUCCUUGAGUUCCUUGCCCUUGAGAUGGGACAGUUGCUGUUCCUCCCCUCUCCCUCUCGGAUGACCCUAACGUGCUUAUCCCCUUCCCUGAAUUCUCAGGACACAUACACCUGUCCAGAGCUUUUUUGGUGCAAAGUACUUUGAUGCCGAUUGCCAAAAUCCCCAUUUUAUAGAUGAAAAACCUGACUCUGAAGGCUUAUGAAGCCUGCCAGAGGUCACGUGCUCACAAGUGAACGAGCCACAGGUUUCAACUCUGAAGACCCGCGGCUCUUUCGGCUGCUGCUUGCCGGGCGCAGGUGUGAAGAGGGAGGGGCUGUUUGUCUGCCCCGACCAGAGAAGGCGGCGGGGACCGGGGAGGCUCGGCUGGUAGGGCAGGUUCAGUGCUCUCUGAGGACAGCACAGGGUGGUUGAGAAUUGACAGUGAACGGCCCAAGUGAAGAAACUUGAGGGUCACAAAUGCCCGGGCUGAAGCUACACUCAGGGCAGCACAUGCAUUUCUCUGUGGAAAGACCCAUGUCCCCGGGAAGCCUGCACGUUGCCUGCCACCUGGGAGCUGGCCUUUGCGGGCUGUAGCCCCGAGGAGCCAGAGGUAUCUCCAGACUGCUGUCCCGCAGGCGGGACCAGGGACCUAGAGAAACGCCAAGCCAGGAGUCCGCGCACGCAAACAUUCCACAUCUGAGGCCUCCCCUCCCAGAGACCUUGCGGUACUUUGGUGGGCAUGCUCUGCCGAGUAAGACAGGUGCCCCCACCCCGUGCUGGCCCCAGCGAGCCACUGCCUGAGCCAGGCCUGGAGCCCGAGAGGAUAGGCCCCACACACUGUGGCCCUGUGGCCGGGACACCUCAGUCACAGCUGAGCAAAAGUACGCCGAGACCCUGCUUCUCCAUCUCGAAUUCCACCGCAGGGCACACAGCUCCCAGCUGCUUGGCAGGCAUGGGAGGCCAGAGGCGGGCAAGCCGACGGCCACUGCACGGCCCUGGGGAGUCCACAGAGGGAACCCGGCCAGGCCCACCGAGCGAGUCCACACCCGAGGCUGCCGUGGCUGUGUGCCAGGCUGGCUGCCUGGCUUGUCCUUUACCCAUCCCAUCUCCCUCGCCUAGAAACCCACUUCUGAAAUUAGCACGCUGUGGUUGCAGGGCCCAGCCCAGACGACACUCUCCGGCAGGCCAGCUUCGACAUUCCAUGGCCAGCCCUGCCUGAGCCACGCGUGGGCUCCAUGCCCUGUUUCCCCCAGGUGUUUUCUGCUCGCAUAUGCUGUCGAGGCCAGCGAAGGAGCACAGAUUGGGACUGGCUGCCACCAAGGCAGCAAAGGCUGGGGCGGGGCUGCACCUGUGGUCUGCACCUGUGGUCCGCAGGCGUCCUGUCAGCAAGGCCCUCCCCCCUCCCUCAAGAGAACAGCUGUAACCACUUUGUAGAUAAGUCCCAGCCUCCCGAAGCCUGGGCAAACAGGAGCCUCUCGGGGUCAGCAGGGCGCUGCUCCUCCCCCCCGCCCGACAGGAGGCACGGCCAGGCCUCCGCAGCAUGGAGUGGUGUGUGUGGUGGUCUGCGAGGCCCGGGGCCUGGCCCCUCCCUAUCUGAAGCAUCCGCAUCUGUUUCCUGUCACGUGGCAGAGAAACCCAUUCUCCUGGCCUGUACCACCCCUGUGAAGAGAGCGCUGUAUAUGAUUUUGUAUUUUUUAAUUCAUUUUAAUCUACAGGUUGGAAUCUAAUUUUUAAAUUUUAUUGGAACUCACAUUUUAAAAAGAAAUAAAAACAUUUAAAAUAAUAAUGAUAAUAAUAAACCUUUGACCGGUGUCUUCCAAGUAGCUCAAUCAGAAUUUUAUAGGCGUUUUGCAAACACUACCUACAGCGCAGAGCUUGCGAAGCCCCAGGGCCUCCUGUGUGUAUGAAGUGUAAAUCAGGUUUGGUUUUAUUGUUUCAGACUCUUGGGUUUUUGUUUCGUUUUGUUUCCAAGAUCAGAUAGUGAUCACUGAAAGACUGAAGCCCAGAAUUUGUAACUAUGAUAUUUACUGUAAGUUGUAGAACAUGAAUAACUAUUAAAAAGUUUCCAAAAAAAAAAA
Messenger RNA from Lepus europaeus (European hare), 6166 nucleotides. It is a transcript of the gene FAM168A, whose product is annotated as family with sequence similarity 168 member A. The record is from RefSeq and is a predicted model, not a curated record. The coding region runs from base 267 to 1001 and encodes 244 amino acids. Gene Ontology annotation, biological process: positive regulation of base-excision repair. The transcript is spliced from 9 exons. Lineage: Eukaryota; Metazoa; Chordata; Mammalia; Lagomorpha; Leporidae.